AUAUAUAUUGCUCCCCUCACUCUUUCCCCUGCUCCGCCUCCCCCACAUUUUCUCUCUCAUAACUAGAGUUAGGGUUAGGGUUUGGUUUUCCCAAUCACCAGGCACUGAGCUCUCAGCGAACACAUGGCAGCCCCAAUCCAGUCUGUCCAGUGCUUCGGCCGGAAGAAGACCGCCGUCGCCGUCACUCACUGCAAGCGCGGCCGUGGCCUGAUCAAAAUCAACGGCGUCCCCAUCGAGCUGGUCCAGCCGGAAAUCCUCCGCUACAAGGCGUUCGAGCCGAUCCUCCUGCUUGGCCGCCAACGCUUCGUCGAAGUCGACAUGCGCAUCCGCGUCAAGGGCGGUGGUCACACCUCUCAGAUCUACGCCAUCCGUCAAUCCAUCGCUAAAGCACUCGUCGCCUACUUCCAGAAGUACGUCGAUGAGCAGAGCAAGAAGGAGAUCAAGGACAUUCUGGUGAGGUACGAUCGGACUCUUCUUGUUGCCGAUCCUCGACGCUGUGAGCCCAAGAAGUUCGGUGGUCGUGGUGCUCGUGCUAGGUUCCAGAAAUCCUACCGUUGAGGGUUUGGCAUUAUCUUCACUAUGCUUUACAAUCUGUUUAUCUAUUAUGUUUUCAGGUCCUGAAAUUUGAGACUUUCUUGAGAGAUCCUAUAGGUCUUAUGUUUUGAGUAUUAUGUUGGUUUGAAUAUUUUUAGGAUAUUUGAGUUAAUUAAAUUGAAGAUGUUGGAAUUCAAUUUUGAUUAUGAAUGCUUUGGUUUGUUUGUCAUGUCUAUUAUGGUAUUUUAGUUAAUCUAAUCUAUCAAGCGUUUGGUUAAUUUUUUUUUUUGGUGGUAUGGACCGGAGGACCAUAUGGUUUUAGUUGAAUGCAGAGUUAUUUCAGUUGUUUUCUGAAGAGCCCGCCUUUUACACAUUAUGUUGCGUAUUAUGUGUAUUGAGGGUGAAUGCUUUGGUUUAGUUGAUACAUUUAUUAUCGGUUGAGUAGAGUUGUAAUAUCGGUUUUUCC
Molecule: messenger RNA, 1000 nt
Organism: Ilex paraguariensis (yerba mate)
Lineage: Eukaryota; Viridiplantae; Streptophyta; Magnoliopsida; Aquifoliales; Aquifoliaceae
Source: the annotation of a GenBank genome assembly